AUGGCCUCUAACUCAAUCAACGAGUUCGCUCAUUUGCAAAUCCCACUAGAAGAAAUAGUGACGGCCACCCAUAACUUUGCCGAUGAGAAUAUCAUCGGUAAAGGUGGAUUCGGGAACGUUUACAAAGGUAAACUUAUGCAGUCCGGCAAGAUGAUAGAUAUCUCUUGCCGGAGGUUAGAUCGAAGGCAUGGGCAGGGAGACGUUGAGUUCUGGAAAGAGAUUUCCGUGCUUUCUGGUCUCGAGCAUGAAAACAUAGUGUCUCUUGUUGGGUUUUGUGACGAGAAUAACGAGAAGAUCAUCAUAACCGAGUAUUAUCCCAAGGGAAGUCUCUCCAUGCACCUAACCGACACUACCAACCUCACAUGGAAGAAAAGACUGAGGAUAUCUCGUGGUAUUUUUUAUGCAAUAGAAUACCUCCACGAGAAAAUCGGGGGGGAUUAUUAUAUCAUACAUCGUAACAUCAACGCCUUCACCAUUUUAUUAGAUGAUGAUUGGAGUCCCAAGUUAUCCGGGUUUGAAUUUUCGAUCAAACAUCUAAAACAUCAAAAGGACCAUGUUUUUCGCUGUGAAGCUAUCGGGACAAAAGGUUAUAUGGACCCGGAAGUGGUGAAGACGGGAGGUUUUACACACAAGUCGGAUAUCUACUCAUUUGGCAUCGUUUUAUUUGAAAUCAUGUGCGGCAGAAAAGCAUUUGAUCCAAAAGCUGAUGAUGACGAUAUGUUUCUAGCACCAUUGGCCAAACUUCAUUAUGAAAAUGAUACACUGAAAGAUAUGAUCGUCAAUCCUGAUUUACGGGAUCAAAUGGGCGGAUUUUCAUUCUUUUUACAGCUAUCACGAGCAGCGUAUUAUUGCAUACAAGAGAAGCGAUCACAACGUUCAGAUGUGAAGUCAGUUAGGCGCAUUGUUGAUUCAGCAAUGUGUAGUUAUAAAAUAUAUAUGUAUGGGGAAUCUGAAUCAGGAGUAGAACAGGAUUAUGACGAUCCUUAUUAUAAAGAUAUACUUGAUGAUUAUUAUGGUGAUGACGACGGUGAUAAUGAUUAUGAUAAAAAACUUGAUGAUGACGGUGAAAAAAGAUUUGAUGAUGAUGAUGACAACGACGACAACGAUGACGAGUCCCAUGACUCCUUAGACAAACCAUUAAAGGAGGAGUUAGGAGGAGACGCGGUUGGACAUGAGUCACCCAAACCCUUGAAGGUACUGCAUUUGACUUGUUUUAUUAUUUACUAG
This is a messenger RNA of Erigeron canadensis, 1227 nucleotides long. Its product is annotated as probable serine/threonine-protein kinase PBL7. Gene Ontology annotation, molecular function: ATP binding; transmembrane receptor protein tyrosine kinase activity. Bases 1 to 1227 code for a protein of 408 amino acids. The record is from RefSeq and is a predicted model, not a curated record. Gene Ontology annotation, cellular component: plasma membrane; plasmodesma. Gene Ontology annotation, biological process: protein autophosphorylation. The transcript has 2 exons. Lineage: Eukaryota; Viridiplantae; Streptophyta; Magnoliopsida; Asterales; Asteraceae.